AUGGGAACCCAGGAGGAGAAAAUGGAAAUCCCUCUAACGGUAGACCAACAAACCCAGGCAGAGGAAAUGGAAAUCCUUCAGGCGGUAACCCAUCAAACCCGAAUGGGAACCCAGGAGGAGAAAAUGGAAAUCCCUCCAACGGUAGACCAACAAACCCAGGCAGAGGAAAUGGAAAUCCUUCAGGCGGUAACCCAUCAAACCCAAAUGGGAACCCAGGCGGAGGAAAUGGAAAUCCCCCCAACGGUGAACCGUGGGGGAAGAGGAAACGGGGAUCCUUCCCAUGGUAUCCCGCCUGCAGAAUCGGCGCCCACGGGUCCAGCUGACGGGCCACAUUUUCCAGCUGCUGGACCUGGUUGGGUUCGACCUAAUAAGGCCCUCCUUCCUGAUCCCGUCAAACUGUCUGCUACUGAAGAGCAGGUGACCGUCACUGGAGAUGAGGCUAGCAGAAGCUCGGAGGAGCGAGGAGGCAAGAACAGGCAGGGUGGGACAGGAACUACUGGAAACAGCGACACCGGCAGGACCGGUACUUCGGGUGACACAGGGAGGGGCGACGAGACUGAUGGCAGCCGUGGGACAGGCGGUAAUGGUGGCAGUGGUGGGACAGACAGCAGGGGAGGUGCAGGAGGGACUGGAAGAAGUGGAACCUCUGGCACAAGGGGACCUACGGGGGAAACUGGGGGGACCGGAGGUGCAGAGAGGCCUGUGGGGAGAGGGGACACUGGAAUUGGCCUUGAACCGGAGAUCGAAGCCGGCAUCCCCGGCGCAGACGGUGGAACCGUCGAUCCCAGUGUCGAUGUUGGUUGGGAGAGUUUCGGAAGCAUUUACCCGGAGGGAUCAGUCGGCGGGGGCUCGGAGAGAAGGGGUACAGGCACUGGCACCUCUGGGCCUGGGACUAGGGGCUCCGGAUCAGGGACCAGAGGCUCAGGGGGACGGGGUGCGGGAACUCCGGCUGGGAGUGCACCUCCUGCGGGGCAGCCAACGUCGAUGCCCAAAGGCCGGCUAACCCGUCUUCCUGUAGACAGGAACGGCCAGAGACCCACACGGCCGCCGAGGCAGCCGGCUAUACCCGAGCAUGGCGCCGGGGCUGGAAGGUCGGGAAGCGGACCAGUCGUACCGAGGACGUAUCCGCCAGUCACUCUGGGGGGCAUCGCAAACCACGUCAACAACCAGCAGGACACAGGGAAGCUCACGGGGGCCCUGGUGGGGGGUGUGCUCGCGGGUCUGGCCCUGUUAACUGGAUCGGCCGUGGCAGCGUAUUACGUCCGCAAAAGAAGGAGUGCGCCCCCAAUGCGAAAGCCCGGAGUUUACGAAUCCAUGGAGAUGAGUACCCAACGUGAAUCACGUGUCAUUGAAGAGCUGCCUCAAGAAACAGCAGUUGGCUAG
Molecule: messenger RNA, 1383 nt
Organism: Acanthaster planci (crown-of-thorns starfish)
Lineage: Eukaryota; Metazoa; Echinodermata; Asteroidea; Valvatida; Acanthasteridae
Source: RefSeq, a predicted model, not a curated record